CCAUGCACGACUAGAUCGAGUGUAUGUGUGUUCGGAGAUUGCGCCUUUUUGUGAGAACUACGAUGUUGAUGCCGUUUCUUUCCGUGAUCAUUGUUUAGUUACCUUCGAGAUCGGCCAAAAGCAAAAAAAGAAACUUGAAUGGGAAAGGUGGAAAUUGAACGCCAAGCUUAUCAAGGAUGACGUGUUCAUAGACAAAACGAAAAAAGAAAUAGAGGAGUUCUUAAAUGACACACUACGCAGUGCCGCAGAGAAAUGGGAGUUGUUUAAACAAAGGGUAAAAUUGAACGCAAUAGAAAGAGGUGGGCAUAUGAAGUAUCAGGCUCAAAAACAUGAACAGGGGCUGCGGCAGGAGCUCGAAGACAUGGUGAGAAUCGAAACAGCUAAUCCGGGUUUGGUGACGCAGGAACUGCAAGUCAUUAAAAGAAAACUAGAAAGCUUAGAGGAGGAUAAAUACAGAGGGGCAAUUAUACGAGCACGAGCUGAAAAAUAUCUCGCGGGGGAAAUACCUACAAAGCGAGCUUUGUCAGAUGAAAAGGCGUACGCUCGAGGAAAUGAAAUAUUGGAAAUAGAAUAUAAUGGUAAGAUAUUCAGAGAACAGAAAGUUAUCAUGACGGCAUUUGAAAGUUACUAUAGAGAUUUGUUUGCUUGUCGUGAGCCAAAGGUGCCGGGCUACGAGGAUGACUUUCUGGCAGAAAUGCCGACGCUAGACAAAGAGGAAACGAAUUUAUUAGAAAUGAAUAUUAGUAUGGAAGAGAUUGAGAGGGCUAUUGAGCAACUAAGCUCGGGCAAAUCUCCUGGUCCGGAUGGCAUUACCGCGGCAUUUUACAAGGCGUUCAAGACGGACAUGGCAACAGCAUUGCAUGAAGUAUUUUCAGAGGCACUCGAGCGGGGGACUUUACCUCCAUCGUUCAAUCGUGCGCACACAGUACUAAUCCCAAAAGGCAAAGAAAAAAAUAUACUACGUAAUGUAACGGGAUACAGGCCAAUUACGUUGACUAAUGUUGACUACAAGGUUUUCAUGAAAGUUCUUGCAGCAAGGCUGCAGGGAGUUAUACGGAAGUUAGUUGGGCCGCAUCAGACAUGCGGCAUCAGAGGUAGGAAAAUAUUUGCAAAUAUCCAUACAGCUAGAAGCAUUUUAGAAUAUUGCGAUAGCGCUCUCCUCAAGGUGGCGAUGCUGCAAAUAGAUCUAGCUAAGGCUUUUGAUAUGGUACCACAUAGUGUUCUCUUUUUAUUAAUUAAUUAUGUAGGGCUUGGUUCCGUCAUAUGUAAAGGUAUCAAAAUGGCAUAUCAAAGCCCAUGUACCAAUUUAAUUGUUAAUGGUGAACUAUCACAACGCAUACAAGUACUCUCUUCCGUUCGACAGGGUUGUCCGUUAAGUCCAUUACUUUUUGCUUUAUUUUUGGAGCCGCUCUGUAGAAAAAUAGUUAAUAGUACAGAAAUCAGGGGGUUUAAGAUACAGUCCUGUGAAGUACGUGUUCUAGCUUAUGCCGAUGACGUUGCCCUAUUUGCUGCAGAUAGGGAGAGUGUUAGCUCAUUAUUAAGAAUUACUGAAAGGUUUUGCGAGAAAAGCGGCAGUGAAAUCAAUAAGCAAAAGAGUAUUGGUCUCUGGCAUGGCCAUUGGAAUGCCACGCCCGGUGUUUUUGAAAAUAUUAAGUGGCUCACGACACCAGCACUUACCUGGGGGUACCUUUGGAUGGGUAUCGUGAGAACGAGUCACUCUGGCUCGAAAAAACGGAUGAAAUGCGUGCGAUGGCUGAAGCAUGGGGUGGCCGUGAAUUGUCGAUAUUUGCACGUGCCACUAUUUGUAACGUUUUUCUCGUUGCGAAAAUUAUGUAUCUUCUGCAGGCACUGUAUUGUACACGUAAGCACAUUCAAAAAUUUCACCGAAUCUUUGCCAUGUUUAUCUGGUGUUCUACGUGGGAGCGAACAUCAAGGACAAAUUUGUUUCGUCGAGUAAAGAAAGGUGGUUUGUCUGUGUGCCACUUGUUUCUUCAGCAGGUUGUAUCACGUUUUAUAUUGAUAAGGGACGAAAGAGACCCGUUUCUGUGUUGUUUUUUUCAAACCAUGUUAACAGUUUCUAUGCCAGAUUUUUUUGUUUCUUCAGCCAUUGACCCUCACUACACAAUUUCAAGGUUCUUGCGUGAAGUUGUAACGUCCUAUCGUUUCCUUAGGGCGAGAUUUUCCCUUGAGUACCUCUCCAAUGUAAAAAGAAAGCGUCUUAUGAAGGAUCUCAUUGAAAGUGUGUUCCCUGUUCCAUUGUAUCGGUUAAUUUUUCAAGAAGGGCCUGGGCAAGACGUACUUAAAAGGGUUAAAAAUAUGUGUAUACCGGCGAACGUUAAAACAUUCUUCUUCAAGCUUCACACGGGAACCUUGCCUGUUAAAACGUGGCUAGAGGAAAGAGGGAUUGAAGUGCCAUGGGGAAGCAGAUGCUUUCUGUGCAACAAAGCUGAAACGAUUGAACAUGUUUUCAUUGAUUGUAAUAAUGCCAUAUUCUUUUGGGAUAUAUUACAGAGAACGUUAAAGAUAGACCUACCCCUCAAUCCACAUGGCAUUCGUUUUUUACCCCCUGAACGCGAUUUUGAACAGAUGGAUGUAAUCUUUCUACUAGGACUGCACGCAGUAUGGCGUAGUAUGUUGGCAUAUAGACAUUGUGAUGUUAAAGGCCGAAAUGUCUAUGAAUAUUUUGUGGAAAUGGUUGUGAAGGUACGUGACGUGUACAAGAUGAAUGACUGUGAUGAAGCUAUGGUGUCAAUGCUUGAUACUUUGACACAUAUAAAACGAGUGUGAUCUAUGAUCACAAACACUUUUGAGGCUUGUAGUCAAGCUGGAAAUAAAGAAAAAAAAAAGUACUCGUGGCUCAGUGGUAGCGUCUCCGUCUCACACUCCGGAGACCCUGGUUCGAUUCCCACCCAGCCCAUCUUGCAAGAGUUGAGCCAAAGCCACCUAGAAAAAGCGCAGCUGCUUAUA
Molecule: messenger RNA, 2967 nt
Organism: Dermacentor andersoni
Lineage: Eukaryota; Metazoa; Arthropoda; Arachnida; Ixodida; Ixodidae
Source: RefSeq, a predicted model, not a curated record